This is a messenger RNA of Polypterus senegalus (gray bichir), 1497 nucleotides long. It is a transcript of the gene tgfa, whose product is annotated as transforming growth factor, alpha. Lineage: Eukaryota; Metazoa; Chordata; Cladistia; Polypteriformes; Polypteridae. The transcript is spliced from 6 exons. Gene Ontology annotation, biological process: positive regulation of cell population proliferation; positive regulation of mitotic nuclear division; epidermal growth factor receptor signaling pathway. The record is from RefSeq and is a predicted model, not a curated record. Bases 495 to 887 code for a protein of 130 amino acids.
UGUUUUGUCACACUGCACGGCGUUUCCUUUGAUUGGGCUGUAAUUGCCUAACUAAGAAAGUUAGGACGAGAGGAAUUUAUGUGAUCAAAGUAGCGAUGAUUGUUAAGUCAACCCCCGGGCGACCACAUAACACUCAUACACUUAAAGGAAACAUUUUGUUUUUUCUCGCAAACCCAAGAAUCGAUCAUUUGCGCAUUCGUUAACCUUUAAAGGGCAUUUUUCUCCACUUACAAUUGCAUUAAAACGUGGCGGUGCAGGCAGAGAGAAAGGGACAGAAAACCGCAGGUAACUUACCAAUCAGCCAGGCAGCGGAAGUGCGACGUCCUUUGAUCUCCCGCCCGCGCGCGAGGGCGCGCGCUCGGCGAAGGGUUUGGAGUCAUAAAGCACUUUACGCACUCAAACUCGUCUUGGCAGCAGGCUGCGGUAAACACAGUCAGGCCACAGGCUUCCUGUUAACUGUGGCCCUGGGAUUUGAGAACAGCACCACAGCAGAAAUGAAGCGUCCUCCUCAAGCAGCAGCUUUCCGCUCACACUUUGAUGAUUGCCCUGAUUCCCACAGCCAGUUCUGUUUCCAUGGUACCUGCCGCUUCCUGGUUUUGGAAGACACCCCUGCUUGCGUGUGUCAUCCAGGAUUUAUUGGAAUGCGAUGUGAACAUGCAGAUCUACUUGCAGUAGUUGCAACCAAUCAGAAGCAACAAACCAUUGCCACCUUGGCCGUGGUGUCAGUAGUGGGAUGUGUGUUGCUCAUUCUGCUCCUUGUCCUAUUUCACUGUUGUCGGAAACGCUAUACCUGUAGUUGGAGCCAUGCCUUGACCUGUCGCCAUGAGAAACCAGAUGGUCUCCUCAAGGGUGGAGCUUCCUGCUGUCAUACGGAAACAGUGGUCUGAAUGGCUAUCCAUCCCAGUCAAUGGCAACUCAGUGGUGGAACUCCAGGUUUACCUCAUCACCUUCAGUUUGGUUUUACAAACCGAAGAGAAAUUUUAAUUGGUGUCCUUGGUGUCUUAACGGACUCUGGAGAGAAGAGGGAGCUGUAGGAAGCCAGUAUUGUGCCCUUUUCCCCAUUACUCCCAGUGUAUGACUAUCACGGGGCUGUCCUCUUCAGCAGCGCUGUUUUUAGCUCCAUUUUUGUUUCUUGGCAAUUGUACUCUGAGCCCAGCCAAGGUGGAAUGCACCAAGUGUGAACGAACCAUGAUAUUCCUGGAUUAUGGAGGUCUGCUGUUCUCACUAGUUGUGUUUUUUUUUUUUUUAAUGAAUUUUAAUUAAAAAGCCUUCUGAAGGUCAGAGUAAAACCAUAACAGAUGUCUAACCGGACAUAAAGAGGUGUUCCUGUAAGGUGAUUCCUGACUAUCUAGGACCUGAACAGCAAGAAAUGGUCUCCCUUUUAUAGUUGGAUGGACAUCUACGGGAUGCUCUUGGAGGUUUCAUCUUUCGAUGUUUCUUCUCAGUCACUUAAAUUCAGAAACCAGAUUUGUUGACUUGCUGGCUCCCCACCCAAUU